GUCAUCGUGUUUCUUAGUUUGGUGUGCGUUACACUGGGCGUGCGGCCGGAAUUUAAGACGUUCACAAUGCGACCUUAACAGCAAUUCUUUUUAUUUUCUAUAUAUUGUUAGGGUCUUGUGACGAAUUUCUCCAGUAGAAUAGAGAAGAGAGAGAGUUAACUAUUUCCAGAAACCAAACAACCCUAUAUUGUACACGGAGGCUAGUUUAGAAGCUACAAGCUAACACCUACCGUUAGCUAUGGAGGAGAAGAAGGAGGAGGGAGAAGCGGAGAUCCAAGAGCACGGCCCCGAACACUGGUUCUCCAAAUGGGAAAGGCAGUGUUUGGCAGAGGCCGAACGGACGGAUCCAAACGAAGAGGAGACGGAACAAAGCCAGCAGAAAUUGUGGCACCUCUUUCAGAAUUCGGCCACCGCGGUCGCACAGCUCUACAAAGAUAGAGUAUGUCAGCAGCAGGGCCUCUCUCUCUGGGUGCCCUUCCAGAAUGCUGCCACAGCUGUCACCAACCUUUACAAAGAGAGUAUGGAGGCCCGCCAGCGGAGCUAUGACCUGGGCAUCCACUUGGGCCACCAGCGCAGGAAUAAGGAUGUGAUUGCAUGGGUUAAGAAACGCAGGAGAACAAUCAGACGCGAGGACCUCAUCAGCUUCCUGUGUGGCAAAGUUCCACCACCACGGACAGCUCGCGCCCCGCCAAGAGUUUCCAUGGUGUCUGCGAGCCGACCAUCACCGCCGGAGACGGGCAGCUCUGUGGAGACAGACCUGCAGCCCUUCAGAGAGGCUAUAGCACUACAUGGCCUUAGCGGUGCCAUGGCGAGCAUUUCUGUGCGUUCUGGUCCUCCCGGUUCCCCGACUCACCCGGCCCAGCCCCUCAGCCGUCGGAGGAAUGGUCUCCAUGACGUGGACCUCAACACCUUCAUCGCCGAGGAGAUGGCGCUGCAUUUGGAUUCCACAGCCAAUCGUAAACGAGGCCCCGCCCCCUGUAGUGAUGUCAUCACAGACUCACCUACCCAUAAACGUAACAGGAUGCUCUGAACUCUUCCGAGACCACUAAUCCCUCCUCUGUCCUCUCCUUGGUGGCCGACUGGACAGCUGAUGAGGACUGAUGCCUUGGCCAACCAUUUGAAAUCUCCCUCCUUUUUAUUUUAGUUGCAAUGCUACAAAUAAAGAAACAUAACUUUUAUCAAUCCACACAUUUAUCCCCUUCUUUUCCUUUCUUUACCUCGUCUGUUGUCUCUCACAUCCUCUCAAUACUAUUGUUAAGUUUUUAUUUUAUUUUGGAAAGGUAUUCUUUCCCGUUGGGUUGCCCCCAAUAGAAGCGAUGUAGAAGCGAGCACACGUCACGUCCUUGAUCCUUAAAUCAAAGAAUGUUGCAUUUGAACGUGGUUUAUUUGGCCGGGCUCCUUUUUUUUGUUCUUCACAUCCAGCGUGAACCAGGCUGGUUCCUGCUGUUUGCAGUUCUCCUCCCAUCAUCCCUCAAGCGUACUUCCUCCUCCGUCUCCUCUGUGGGUUGCUGGCCGAGCCGGAAAGGACUGAAACCCGGGAUCCUCUGCAGGCGGAACCACCUCCUCGCUGCGCAGCUCCACUCAAACUGCUUCUCAGUGUGUGUGUGUGUGUAUCUCAUUCUGCUGCUGCUCGGUGGUUUUGCGUAUCUGACGGCAGAACUGCCACCUAGUGUGUUGUACUUGUCUUUGCCUUUGAGAAAGCUGCUACAGUGUCUCUGUUGUGCAACAGUGAGUGUGUACGUGUGUGUGUGUGUGCGCGUGCGGAUGCACCGUUCUGGUAAAUCCAGCAAACCACUUGGCCGAAUUAUUUCCUGUUAAACCUAAAUACUAUAUAUUUUUCCCUCCUCCUUUUGUUGCUCUUUGCAGCCUAAACCAGGGUUUCAUCACAAAGCAGGUCAGCCCAAUUCACACAUAACUGUGACCGUCUUUGCAGUCACAGUUUACGAACACCUUCCGUAGUGAGGGACAGGAGAUAAGCAAGGUGUGUUUUGAACAAAGCUUUGCUGAAUUACCCACAACCUGCAUUCUUUUUCCACACCUUUUCUCAUUGGUAAUGUCACUUUUUUUCUUUUACAAAUAAUCCAAACAUACAGUUUUCCCAUUCUUUCAUUUCACAGUACAAGUUGUUCAAAGCUUGUAUUUUACCUACUUUGUUUACAUUUGGCCCUUUGAUAAGAUUUGUGUGUUGUCAGCGUUUGUCCCUUCCAUUUAAGGGAGUAACAACACUUUGACCCUUGUAAUUUAAAGAGGUUGUUUGCCUGUGAACUAGUUGGCUGUGGUGGUUCAGCAAAGCUUUGGACACUUGUUGGGCUUCUUUUCACAAACUGCUUUGUGAUACAAUCUGGUGUAAUGUGUGUAAAUAACAUGUAGGUGCUGUUAUAUGUGGUACAUAUUGUAAAAAGAAGUGCAAAUCCAUUGGGAUGUCCAUGUACAAUAACAAUUCAGACAUUAAAAAAAGACAAGAGUU
Messenger RNA from Gasterosteus aculeatus aculeatus (three-spined stickleback), 2467 nucleotides. It is a transcript of the gene hapstr1b, whose product is annotated as HUWE1 associated protein modifying stress responses b. Lineage: Eukaryota; Metazoa; Chordata; Actinopteri; Perciformes; Gasterosteidae. The record is from RefSeq and is a predicted model, not a curated record.